AUGUCUGAUGGCGAUCAUGAGACCUUCGAGUCUGCCGAUGCCGGUGCGUCGGAGACGUUCCCCAUGCAGUGCUCGGCUCUGCGCAAGAACGGCUUCGUCGUGAUCAAGUCUCGCCCCUGCAAGAUUGUCGAGAUGUCAACCUCCAAGACCGGCAAGCAUGGUCACGCCAAGGUCCAUCUCGUCGCUAUUGAUAUCUUUACCAAUAAGAAGCUUGAAGAUCUGUGCCCGUCUACCCACAAUAUGGACGUCCCCGUCGUGAAGCGCGAGGAAUAUCAGCUCAUCAACAUCGAUGACGGCUUUCUCAACCUCAUUGACAGCAACGGUAACGAGAAGAACGACGUCCGCCUACCCGAUAACGAGUUUGGCGAGAAGGCCGAGCAAUUCUUCAACGAUGACAAGGAUACCAUGAUCACCAUCCAGACUGCCAUGGGCGAGCAGGGUGUUGUUGAUGUUAAGGAGGCUUCCAAGUAA
Messenger RNA from Lasiosphaeria miniovina, 471 nucleotides. Its product is annotated as translation protein SH3-like domain-containing protein. The coding region runs from base 1 to 471 and encodes 156 amino acids. Gene Ontology annotation, molecular function: ribosome binding; translation elongation factor activity; RNA binding. Gene Ontology annotation, biological process: positive regulation of translational termination; translational elongation; positive regulation of translational elongation. The record is from RefSeq and is a predicted model, not a curated record. The transcript is spliced from 4 exons. Lineage: Eukaryota; Fungi; Ascomycota; Sordariomycetes; Sordariales; Lasiosphaeriaceae.